Messenger RNA from Lacerta agilis (Sand lizard), 1293 nucleotides. RefSeq names its product S100P binding protein (gene S100PBP). NCBI's taxonomy places the organism in Eukaryota, Metazoa, Chordata, Lepidosauria, Squamata, Lacertidae. Gene Ontology annotation, molecular function: calcium-dependent protein binding. The record is from RefSeq and is a predicted model, not a curated record. Gene Ontology annotation, cellular component: cytosol; nucleus.
AAGCCUUGUGUAAAGUACAGUAGAAGCGACGGCAGGGGGCGUGGUUCAGGCGCCGCAUCCGGCUCAUUGCGGGAAGUCAAGAUGGCGGCGGGCAACUGAGAACCACUUUGGCUGAAGGGAAGCCUUGAGUAUAGAUUUCCCUUACUUACCGGUAGCUUCUUCUAGUCUGGAGAGAACAUGAUAGCAAAGGGUUACUUUAAAAAAGAAAAGAAAAAAGAAUCCAUGCAAGCAGCAUCAUGGCAAGUAGCACUUUCCACUCCCAUUUAAAUCUAAAAGUCACUUUCUUAAAUGAUUCAGUUUCCAGGAACAAGCGGCCCUUCGAAGAGUUUCAAGAGGAGAAGCAACCAGACACAAAGAGACACAAACUCUCCUGCUUGCCUUUUGGUGCACUUGUAGAUCCCUCCUCAUCAAGCAAUAGAAUAGCAGCUUCUGCAGUGUGUUCUGUGGCCACCAAUGGACAGCCUGAUAAUAGCAACACAGAUGACAUACUAGAUGACAGCUUACUGGACCCUUCAGAUGGGGAACUCUCAGACUUUUCCAUUGAACUCACUUCUGAAGCUGAAGAUGAACUUUUGUCAGAUAGUCAACCACGCUGCCCGGAGACCUCAAAUUCCAUAGCAUGUGAAACCAGAUGCAGAAAUUUUUCCUGCAGGAACAUGGAAUUCUCAGCCAUGGAAGGGCCCCGACGUCGGAUAUACAUUGAAGAGACAAAACUUGUCCAGCAAGAAAAAUACAUCAAUGCUGUCCUUGCCCAUGCUCAGCAGGCUGAACUCAUAGAUGAAGUCAAUGAGUUGCAGCAGCUGAUGUUGGCCGUGACCGCUGAAAACCGCUACGGGGAACCCGGAUUUGCGCACCCAACAGACCUGACCGUAAGGUACUGUGUCACCCUUCAUGAAAGCAAGGGCAGCAGAACCCCAGUGGCAGGUUUCCCUCCUCGAGCUAAGAGGACAGACCACAGAUAUUCCCUUAACCAGUGGGUCGAUAGGAAUGAUCGCAACCUCCGUCGUUUUGAGAGUGUCCCUGAUCGCUUCAGCCGCAGCCCUAUCCCAAGCUAGAAGGGUAUCACCAUUGAAAUUAAGUUGUCUUUUAUCUUCAGAGUUGAUAUAUUAUUAUUAAUUUCAGUUUUUAAGUUAAGGCCAGUUUAGUUUGUUUUUGUUAGAAAUGUUUGUUCAACUUGACCUUGAACCUCUCCUCUGCCAAAUGUUUUAUAUAUUUUUGGCAUUUUGAUGUUUCACCAAGCAGUUUGAUACUGUAUGCUAUGACAAUUUUUAUAAAUGCUUGUGCCUUUGAAAA